Messenger RNA from Pseudophryne corroboree (corroboree frog), 6118 nucleotides. Its product is annotated as mucin-2-like. The transcript is spliced from 10 exons. Lineage: Eukaryota; Metazoa; Chordata; Amphibia; Anura; Myobatrachidae. Bases 403 to 5427 code for a protein of 1674 amino acids. The record is from RefSeq and is a predicted model, not a curated record.
UGGUGCUGUGUAGCCCCCUAGUUGCCCGUGUGUGGGAGGGGGCGCUGUAUGUAGCUCCCCAGUUGGCCAGUAGCCGCCCCCCAUACACAGAGUGAGAGGUGAUGCGAGUAGAUGCCAGUGUACAGUGUACAGUGCGGGGAGGAGGAGGAGGAGAGACGGAGCAGCUACAAGUGACACCAGUGUGUGCGAGCGCCGGAGCUGGGCAGCGGGGUGACCCGAACAUGUGCUGCCCGGUGCCGCUCCCUGACAGGCGUGCUCCCCGACUCUCGCAGGGGGAGCGGAUCGGUGCUGUCCUGACCACGGGGUGCAGGGGGGGAAUCUGACGCCGAGCACCGCGGUACCCACUCCCCGUGCCUGGCACUGCCCUCAACCCGAGCUGCAGCUGAGCUCCAUGGCCCCAGGAUGAUCCGCUUCCUCCUGCUGCUCUUGCUGCUGCUGCUUCCCGGGGCCGAGCUUUCUACAAAUAUUACAGAUGAAGUGGAAUCUUCUACAAGAACUACUGUGGAAGCUCAGUUUAACAUGACUGCGUCUUCCCAGCUCCGAAAACCAUCAGCAUCCCGUGGACCCAUAGUCAAAGCAGCUUUGCCACAUCCCCCACCUCCCAAAGACGGCAAAACACACCAUCGUGUAAAGGAUUCCUCCAGGAUGCCAGUACAUGGGGGUGGGAAAAUAAGUACUACCACCCACAUACACUCCACUCAUGUAAAUUCCACCCACAGUCAGCAGAAAAGCCCUACACAUUAUGUGACUCCCUUGCAGUCCACCAAAAGGCCAGAUACUACAAAGAGCCAUCAAUUGGGAGAGUUAUCUGCAAAGAGAUUGAAUAUCAAAAGACCACCCACCCAUCCUAGCAAGAUCAAGAAUGCUAUGAAGUCCACAAUGAAGUACCCAUCUGCACGAUAUCAAAGCGCGCCACAUGUACAUCUUAAAAAUAUGACGACCAAACCCAGUACAGGACGUAGCCAGACCUCCAACACUACCACUGGCCUAACAGAACUGUCCACCAGCCCCAAAUCCCACCGGGCUGUCACAACACCACUGAGAAAUACUUUCAAACUUGGUCAAAAGGACCUCCCAUCUGUAGCACAUAGAGUAAGACAUCUUCCUUCCAGCAAGCAGGCAGUGACUCUGGUCAACAGGCAACUGAGAGAAAACGCAAAUGACUCUUCAGUAUUUUUGAAUACUGUAGUAAAUAAUAAUUCCAGCUUCUUCACUAAUAAUCCCCACCAUAUUAUUGCUCAGUCGUCUUCAAAUUAUACAUCUGCCAAUGGGAGAAACACAAUGUUGUAUGCACUGAAUGCUCUGAACAGCCGAGAACUGAGUUUGGAAAACGUGACUGUGGUGCCUCAAGUGGAUAAGCUUAUCAACAUCUCAAGACCUGGAUUUCUUACAGGAAUAAAUAUACCAGAGGCACAUAAAUCCAAAAUAAUUCAGGAGUUCAAGUCAAAGGCAAAUGUAAAGAAACCAGAUAGAAAGGUAAUAUAUAACCAUACAGAGCCAAACUGGAGAGACACUGUCUCCUCAACAGAACUUUUUGGACACCCUCAAGUUGAAAGAGUUCUGUUCCAACCAGAAAUAACCACACAGGUCAGUCUCAAUGAGCCUACAUGGAUGGACAUGAUGGUCACUCAGAGUGAAAGAACUUUUGAUAAGCAAAACGGUUUAAAUGUCCAAUAUCAUGGACAAUCAGAAGUAGUUACGCAGGUUCAUAGUCGAGUAUGGGCAACAGUUCAGACAGGAGUAGAAACCCAAAGAAGAACACAGCAAGACCAGACCUGGCCAGAUUUAGUGGCACGCAGACAAAUUCAGACAAACUGGUCACAUUUACAUAGACAUAGACACCCAGAGCUAAGGUCACACGAUCAAGCUGAAAAUAAUACCUUGCCACAACAUAAGCUUACAUCACCUGCAAGAACAGUCAGCUCUGAAGUGGGCAUUCACCAUCAAAAACAUCUACACAACUACACCCGGCAACAUUCCCAUGAGCAUAACAAGCACCGGGUAGAUCAGCAGAUACAGACGACUCAGAUUUCCCUAGCACAAAUACAUCUAGGCUUAUACAAGACACCAGAAACAAAUAAACAGAUACAAUCAAACCGUCCAAGUCAACCAUUGUUCCAGACAGUGCCAACACCAGAUAUACAGAAUCAUACAAUCAUCCAAAAGAAUGGUAGUUUAAAUAAAGACCUAUUGUACAUCAUGCCUCACUUACGCACUGCACAGGAGAACCAUACAGAACCUGAAGUAACUACACAAGGUCAUUCAGAACCAUAUCCAACCACACAACCAAAACUAAGUUCACAGAGCUUACCGAACCUAAAUACACACAGUCAGUUUGUGCCGACAGUGCAGACUCAUUCACAUAAUGAAUCUUUGAUUACAUAUAACCAACCAGAACUGCAGAAACUAAACAGUUUGGAAAAAGAGAACCAAUCAGAUACAUACCCAAAGACAAACACAAGACCGUUAACACAGACAAAUCCAAUAUCAUUCACGAAGUACAAUGAAAACCGAACAAUAGCAUAUAACAUAACCACAAAUACCCAUCUGGUACCGACCAGGCAACUCCAGCCAGAACCAACCACACAAACCAAGCAACAGCUAACAAUAUACACCCAGCCAGGACUUAUAACACAAACCCAACCAGGGUUGACCACAUACUCACACAGAGAUGCACCCACUCAUAGCAAGCCAGAUGUAACCACACAUCCCCAACCAAAUCUAACCACACAGAGCCUACCAGAGUUAACCAUGGAGACCCAAUCAGCUCAACCCACACAGAGCCAACCAGAACUAACCACAAGGGUCCAGCAAGACCUAUCUAGAAGUAUCUGGCCAGAAUUUUACACCAAAGCAUUGCCUGACCUAAUAAGAAAGAACCCAUUGAGGCAAGUCACACAGACCCAUCAUCAUCUAAUCACAGAGCACCAACCACUGCCCACCACACAGAGUCCACCAGACCAUGUGACAUUAAUACAUUUCACUGAAACACAAACAGAACCAUUCACUGAUAGCCAGUCUGAAUUAAAGGACCCAAGCCCAACUUCAUGGAGUAGCACAGACUUUUCCACGCAAACCGAACCAAUCACGAAGACUAAGACACAAUCACCCACACAAACUAAUCCAGUUACAGUCAGCCAAACAGAAUUACCCACACAAACAGAAUCAAUCACAGCGACCAAGGCCGAAUCACCCACACAAACUGAAGCGGUAACAGAAAACAAGACUGGAUCACCUACGCAAACACAACCGAUUACAAAAAAUAAGACAGGAUCACCUACACAGACUGAUCCAAUAACAGAAAACAAGAACGAAUCACCUGCACAGACACAACCAAUCACAAACACUGAAAUAGGAUCAACCAUAGAGACUGAACAAAUCACAAAGAGUGAGACAGAAAUAGCAACACAAACCAAACCAAUUACAAAGAGCAUGACAGAUACAACCACACCAACCAAACCAAUUACAAAAAGUGAGACUGAAGCACACAUGCAAACCGAACCUAUCACAAAAAGCACAAUGGAAUCGUCGGUCGGAGCCGAGUCAGUCAGAAACAGCAAAUCAGCGCCAACCACCGAGCAUAAAACAGACUCUGCCACACCUAGUGAGACACUUCCAAACAAAGAGACACAAACAGAACCAGUAACUGAAUCGCUCACGCAAGCCAGCAAAUUGAGCCAUAGAAGAAAUGAAAUAGAACCAACGUCAUGGAGUAUGAUGGCAUCAACUAGUCAAACUGAACCAGUCACCAGAUCGGGGCCAACCGCACUCCAUUACAUCGAAUCAUCAACUCACAGAGGUAAAAUACCAUCAGUGCAGACCCAAUCAGAUCUCGGUGCUUGGGCAUAUCACCUUCAAACUACAAUGGCCAAGCCUGAGCUAAUUAACAAGGACGAAUCUGACAUACAACCACCAAGAAACCAGGCAACCUUAAUUCCUGCAAUUCCAACUAUCAGUGACAGUCAUUUUACACCACACUUGACACCAUGUAACAGGACUGAGGUUUCUAGCCAAAGGACUAGUGGCCAUCAAACUCCUUCUCAAGAUGGUAUGUGGGACUUGGGAGUGACACUAGCUUGGGAUUUGGGAGCUUUUUCUACCACGUUAAGAGAUGCUUCAACAAGAGACCAUUCUGAUGACAUUACCACAACAGGAAAGAAAUAUGAAAUUGAGGCUUCUAGGUCAACUAAAGUAUUAACCUCACUGCAAUCCAACACCUUCACACCUCAGACACUCGGAGAGAUGAUGACCGACCAGCCCGGGAGAGACCGGAUCUUCAUCGUAGAAGAACAGCAGCCCGUCUUUAAAGUGCAAACAAUUAAUGUCACUCACAGAAUGAAUACGGACCACCGUGCAGUGUGUGAGCAGCCGGACCCCUGCCGAGCGCUCCUUCUACAAGAGUUGACGUCAGCGUACAAGUCUGCUCCUGGAUUCGAUAAGAUUGAGAUUCUGAAUGUGACGCUGUCUGGGAUGGCCAUAGAAUAUAAAGUGCUAUUCACUGUGCGAAUAGGAAGUCCCAUGUCUGCGGCGCAGGAACUGGUCCUUACUAGCCCAACCUUGCUUUUCGGGUCCUCUGCAUCCUCCCAGAACACCUUCUUCUCCAGGAUGUACAGUGCUCCCCUGGCAGAUCGUGCUGAUCCAUGUUCAGAGUGGUUCUCUUGCCCCCGGGAAUUCCAGUGUGUGCCUCUACGCGAGUAUAGCGCCCUCUGUCUGUCACCCUGCCACAGUACCUUCUGCCACAACAACGGUAUCUGCGUUCAUCGCAAGGGGCAGGAGCCUGAGUGCCAGUGCCCAGUCGGCAGAGAUUUCUGGUACAUGGGACAAACCUGCGACUACCGAAUGAGUCACCAUCGCCUCGCCGCCAUUUCCUGCGCCAUUGUGUUCUGCAUUAUUAUUUGUGCCGCAGCUGCUGUUUUCUUCCUGGUGCGGAGGUUUCAGACACAGAUCCUCCAACAGAAAGUGGCACAGACACAAAGCAGUUACAGGAGGUUCAGUCGCUUUGAUGACGUCCCCACCCAUUUCUGGUGUCCCUCACAAACAUGGCUGACGGCCUCUGCCUCACUCAAUUCCCUGGAUAACCCGGCUUUCAGCAGCUCCGAAGAGGUGUUUCCACUGCAGGCCCUGGGAAGCUGCGUGUGUGGGUGCCAGGAUGGGUUACGGAACAGCGCCCCACCAAAUCCUCCACAGCCACCUACAAGGGCUCCACCCAGGCUAGAGACCAGCUGCAGCAGUGUCAAUGACCUGAUGAUCGACUCGGGGAAAGCAAGUGAUGUGUCCGUGUGCAGCUGGCCUAUGGAACCCAUCCACUGGACUCCCUUCCCUAUCCUGCACCAGCUCUCUCUACAGUCCCCGUUUCAUGCUCGCCGGCCGCACUCUUACUUUGAAGGAAUGGAGUUGGUCAACACAGAGCGGAGCUGGACGGCAUAGCCGGUGUGAUAAUGGUUAAAGAAGGGCUCAUGAACAGGGUUUUAUAAAGGACACUGAUGACGGUGCCUGGUCUCAACGCUUACCUGUAAACUGGGUGCUGACCCUGCAACGAUGGACACGACCAUAUGGGAAAUAGAUAUUUUAGACCUCGGAGUAACCAGAUCAUACUGUGAAUAGAACUAGUGUCGGUUCUAGCAUCAUGGAGUGAACUUAAAACAUGCAGUGGCUUGACGGUGUCACGGGAACAGCAGCCCCACAAGUCCUUGGUUGACCAGUGACGAUUGACAAGUCAUACACUGCGUGUUGCACUUAUUGUGACAUUCAUCAUCCCGUGUGAUUGCAGAAACUCCCAUGCCUUCUGUAGACUGCUAUGGACUAUUGCAUCAUGCCAUUACCAUACACUACCACUGUCUUGCAGAUUUGUGCAAUAGAUGAAUCAGUUAAUGCCCAUAAUAUAGCAUUGCUCAGUAAUUGUGUAGAAAGAAGUCAUGGUCCCCUAGACAGAAGGGUGGGCAGUCAUCUUCCCCGUGAAGAGGAUCAGAGAGAAACUGAGAUAGUCUGUGACGUGUGGGAUCCACACAAUGUUAGGGAGGUAAAAUAACCUGUUUUGUUAUAAAUCUAAAAUACACAUGCAAUGCUUUAUACAGAUAUUGUGAACAAACGUUAUAUUAAAAAAAAUGUAAAAUGUCAA